CGGUCGGAGACCGGUGCUGGGCUCUGCUGCUUUGACUCCAGACUCUCUCGGCCAUGGCUUCGGAAAAGUCUCAGGACCUGGUCGUCACCUGCACCGCGCCGGUCAACAUCGCGGUUAUCAAGUAUUGGGGGAAGCGAGAUGAAGCACUGAUCCUGCUCAUCAACUCCUCUCUGAGUGUCACGCUGCACCAGUACCAGUUAAAAACCGUCACAACUGCCGCCAUCAACAAGGACUUCACGGAGGACCGCAUCUGGCUGAAUGGUCAAGAGGAGGAUGUGGGGCAGCCACGACUCCAGGCCUGCCUGAGGGAGAUCCGCCGCCUGGCUCGGACGAGGAGCACAGGGGAUGGGGACGCACUUCCCCUCAGCCUCAACUAUAAGGUGCACGUGGCCUCAGAGAACAACUUCUCCACUGCUGCAGGCCUGGCAUCAUCAGCAGCGGGCUACGCCUGCCUAGCCUAUACCUUGGCCCUGGUCUACGGGGUUGAGGGGGACCUCUCCGAAGUGGCUCGGCGGGGCUCAGGCAGUGCGUGCCACAGUCUUUAUGGGGGCUUCGUGGAGUGGCAGAUGGGGGAGCAGAGCGAUGGAAAGGACAGCGUCGCCCGGCAGAUAGCACCAGAGUGGCACUGGCCCCAACUCCGAAUCCUUAUCCUUGUGGUGAGUGCCCAGAAGAAGCAGACAGGCAGCACCGUGGGCAUGCAGACCAGUGUGGAGACCAGUACCCUGCUCAAGUUCCGGGCGGAGUCCAUUGUGCCUGAGCGCAUGAAGGAGAUGACCCGCUACAUCCAAGAGCGGGACUUCCAGGCCUUUGCCCAGCUGACCAUGACGGAUAGCAACCAGUUUCACGCCACCUGCCUCGAUACCUUCCCGUCCAUCUCCUACCUCAACGACACUUCCAGGCGCAUCAUCCAGCUAGUACACGGCUUUAACACAUACCACGGGCAGACAAAGGUGGCAUACACCUUUGAUGCGGGCCCCAAUGCUGUGAUCUUCACUCUGGAUCACACAGUGGAUUACACUGUGGCUGAGUUCGUGGCAGCCGUGAGGCACAGCUUUCCCCCUGCAACAAACGGAGACAAGUUCCUAAAGGGGCUGCCGGUGACGCCUGCUCUUCUCUCUGAUGAGCUGAAAGCUGCGCUGGCUAUGGAGCCCAGCCCAGGUGCUAUCCAGUACAUCAUUGCCACUCAGGUCGGACCAGGGCCUCAGGUCCUAGACAACGCACACGCUCAUCUGCUGGGCCCAGAUGGCCUGCCACAUCAGGACCGCUGACCUCGUGGCAGGACCACUGACCUCUUCCAUGCCAAUCCCUUGUGCUCCUGGAGAAAGGGUUGCUCACUGGGACUGGGAGUUGGUGUGCUGACUGGCCAUGCCUGUGGGGGGUGCUUGAUGGUAAUGCCAUGCUGGUGUGGGACAUGGAGUGGUGAUAAGCGCCUGUCUAGGCAGCCGGGAUGCGGGGGUCCCCAAUCAAGUGCCUCACGUUCCCUGCGAGUUUCCGAAG
Messenger RNA from Chionomys nivalis (European snow vole), 1497 nucleotides. Its product is annotated as diphosphomevalonate decarboxylase-like. Gene Ontology annotation, cellular component: cytosol. The record is from RefSeq and is a predicted model, not a curated record. Gene Ontology annotation, molecular function: ATP binding; diphosphomevalonate decarboxylase activity. NCBI's taxonomy places the organism in Eukaryota, Metazoa, Chordata, Mammalia, Rodentia, Cricetidae. Gene Ontology annotation, biological process: isoprenoid biosynthetic process; isopentenyl diphosphate biosynthetic process, mevalonate pathway.